Amoebophrya sp. A25 is the source of this 8779-nucleotide messenger RNA. Lineage: Eukaryota; Dinophyceae; Syndiniales; Amoebophryaceae. The record is from the annotation of a GenBank genome assembly.
CAGAAGUCGCCUCGAAAAGAUUUUAGAGGGGUCGGUCUCGCUUUACAAGAAUCAUCCCACAGGGUAUUAUUCAAAGUUUCAUGAAAAAAUUCAUGGCCAGUAGAACGGCGCAGCAGUUGCGGAAUAGCACUUCGAAAAUUCGUUUGCAACUCGUAGUAGCGGACCGAUUCGCUGGUUUCCGUACUUCUGACGUCGAUCAUUGCAAGAAAGUCGCACUUUCGUUUCGCCGAUGUCGUUGAACACAACACCUUUUACGUGGCGCAGUUGAGAAUCACGCUGAUCGACCUGACAACACUGCAGUGACCUCCAUCAACGCCUAACAAACUGAGGAAAAGGACGACAUGGAGGUCAACCAUAGUUAAUCCUUUGAUUAUUCCGCUCAACGACUGAUCCACGAAGAAGAUCAGCAUGAUUGUUGAUCCUUUCCUGUACUUGUCUGUAUAGAAGCACAGAGUGCGACAUACGCAAAAAUGUCUUCGAUGGAUGACAUCGACGCAGGGCUGGAGGAGUUAGACGCCUACCUCCAAGACGACGAUGACGACGACGACGCGCAAUUUGUUACGCCGGGUAAGACUCACGGAACGUCCGAAUUCGGCACUCCGGGUAUAGAGUUAGAUCGAAACUUUUGCUUUUGUUGUACUAGAUUUCUUAGGCUUCUAUGUAUUUCGGACUUUGUCAAUGACAUGCAUGCUGAGAUGUGUUUCAGGUGAACUACAGCCACCAGAAUCUCUGAGUCCGCCGGGUGCGGUCCCGCGGUUUCCAGACGACCGGACGCCGGAAGUCACGAGUACGGGAAAGACCGAAGUUAUCGGUGGCAGUAGCAGUAGUACCAGCCCUUAUCCUUAUGGGCGUCAUCAUGUUGAUCAAGAUCAUGAGGUGACCGGAGUACAAGCAGAAGGCUCAUCAUCAUACGAGCAGGACGCGAAUGGACCCCGACAUGGACAUCACUGGCGAGGGGAAUACAAUCAGGUGGAAAAGGAAGAUGGUCAAGCUGCAGAAGAAUUAUAUGGUCAAGCUGCAGAAGAUUAUUAUUCUUCUCGUCACGAGGACUCUCACGACGCCUACUGCAGCCAAGGAGAUGGGACGAUCGGGACGCCUGGUCCGGCGCCAUCGAUGCCGACGAUCGGGCCGGGGCCCGCGCCGCCCUUUGGCGCGACGCCUUCGUCCUUAGGCGACGAGGGGAGCCCAGAACGAGAACCGCGCGCCACCCCCGAGAUGUUUCCGAGAGCAAGACGAUUUUCCGACCUCGAUUUCCCGCCAUUGGACUUGCGGAACAUGCAUACGGUGCCGGCAGACCAUAACGAGAGUCCCGCAACGCAGCCUGCGAGUACGAACCUGACUGGUCGUGGUUCCGAUGCCCAGGACCGGCUAGCCGAUGUAGAGGCGGAAGUAACGACUUCUUGUUUAUACGCAGGAGGACCUAGAAGUACUACCAGUUCCACCGGAGUGGGACAGGAUCAUGAAGUUGUAACUCAAGAUGUAGGUUGUAGAACCUCUUGUGCUGAAGAUACGACUUCUAGCGACCAUGUGCAUGACAUCGACACCUCUCUUCAAGCUCAUGACCACGACCAUCAACAUCAACCAUCUUCAACUCAAGUCGUGCCGCCUAUGAACGUGGUGAAUUUGGGAGGCUCAGCAAGAGAGCGGAGUCCCGAAGAGCAAGCGUCAGAUGGGGAAGAUAGUUCGCCUGGGGGCCAUAGUCUCGACUUAUCGGAUGACGACGAGGACGAAGAGGCGCCAACGUUCACUGUUGCGGGAGACAGAAGGCCGACUACAGCAGUAAACAUGGAUGCUGAAGAAGCAACGUCCUCAGAGCUGAGAAAUCCGCAAGAGGCAUCUGCACCUUCAGCUGCGGAAGAAGCCGUACAGCAGAGCGACAGCAAUAAUAUGAUUGCAGGUCGUGGUCCUUCGACGACGGAGACAAGUAGUAGCAGUAGUGCGAGAGCGAGUGUGCCAAGAGGUGGAGGUGAUCUUGAUCAGGAUAGAUCACCACAGCAGCAACAGCUGCAUGGACCACUUCUAGAGAUGGAUAAUGCAACUAGUAGUCAGCACGCUCCUCCUGUUCCUUGCUCACCCGAUGAGCGAACGAAGGAGGGUGAGCGAACCAAGGAGUACUAUCAGCAAAAGCCCGUCUAUUCCCCUUUGACGCCUGCUCCACCGUUGCCAGUGGGUGAGGAAACGGCAGGCCCUAGUACGACGCAGAUACAUCACAACAACAACGCGUCACGAGAGCGGGAUGAUCCUGAGGUGGUACUCGCGAGUUCGACCUUCAACGCCAUGCUUGAGGAAGAAGAGAGCGCGGAGCUCCUAGAAUCACCAUUUGACAACUUCACACCUGACGACGCCUUAGCUUUGGAUCAGCAUAGGCAAAAUGCUUCCUCUUCUAGUAGAGCAGGUGGAAGUGGUUCAACAUCUAGUAGAGCUGCGACGAGAAGCGCUUUCUCAAUGCAGAAUCCUGAAGCAGCUGAUCCGGGUGGCUAUUGCGGUGAAGAUGUAGACCCUGACCUGGACGAUGAGGCACCUCAAGCAGAUGAACCAAGGGUAUCUUCUGAUCAGGACAGAAGCAGCCAACAUCAACUAGAGGAUACCAGCAGCGGAGGUGGUACGAUGGUACCUUACCCAGGUGAUCGUGAUGUGACUGCGCAGGAAGAUGAAAUGGCGGAGCCAAGAACGGGAGAAGGGCCACCCCCGGCAGAAGAAACUUCCCUUCAGACUGACUGCGAGGACGAGGAACCUGGAACGACUGCUGGCGAGACUGGAAGCAGGUGUGAAGAUCAUGAUCCUCAGCAGUUACAGGAACAAGAAGACCCCAUUGACGCGGCAUUGCGAAAGACAAUUAUUGCAGCGCCUAUCGUAGUGCCCAUGAUAGUUUAAGGCUUCCCCGAAUUCAUCUCAAAAUGCAUCUUUGACGUCUUUUCAAGGGGAAGAUGGGCAAAGAUGCUCCUCAAGAUGAAUGUAAUGGGUAAGGUCGUCUAAAUAGUGCCGCCAUCUUCUACUGCAGCUUCACGAGAACAGGAACAGGAUCAUGCAGAACCGCCGUCAUUUAAGGGUUUCGAAAUUACACCCUCCACUAACAUCCUUGACCUAGUAUUUUCCAGUAGAAAAAACGUCAAGGAUGUUCUGAGGCAUGUACUAAUUUUGCAACUUCUAAGUCAUCAUCCUCCGUGAGUAAAGAUAGUGCAGCAAACGUGAAGCAUGGAGAUGGUGCCGCUGACAUAGCGGACGGCAGUACCAGUGCUGAGGACCACCCGCCACCUGACCAAAGACCUGCGCACUUGGCGCUGAGUCAGGUAGUGUCGCAGCAACACGCGAGAGAUAUGCCAAUACCAGACUCCCUGAGUGCGUCGUUGCGAGAUGACGCUCCGACUCCAGGUACGUUAAGCACCUAUACUUCGAGAAGCACCUAUACUUCGAGUUUCUCAUAAAAUCUGAAAUGCUCCUGUGAUUUCUUGAAGAUGAAUGUUUUUGCAGCUCAUUGGGUUAUCCCCUUGGGUCUGGUCUCAAAGCUGAUUUGGUAGGUCAGAUCGGAGACAUAUGACAUGACCGUCUGUUCUUCCUCUCGAGAACAACGUCCUCCUCGUGCUCAAGAUGAUCUAGGUUGGCUAAACAACGUACAUUACAUACAUCUUACAUGAAUUUGAAUGGGCUCUUCAGGUCUUCAGCUUGUUAACGAGCAAGCGUCGUGGAACGAACAUGCAGAGGAGGUCAGAAAUCUACGAGCAGCACUGGAGGAGUCGAGGAGAGAAGCGCAGAAGUACCAGCGCGACGCCGAAGACCGAGCAGAGGAGCUUGCGAGGGCUUUAGUCCAGGAGGAACAAGUGUAUCAGCCAAGUUUGGCGAGGCUAGAGACCGAGCUAAAGAAAGCCAGAGACGGGCAGCAGCUUUACAAGGUAUGACUCACUUCGACGAAUGAUAGAUAGGACUCAGGGUAGUUCAUUCAGGGUAGUUCUCACUUGAAGAUAGUUCUCUCUUGAUAGACCUAUCAUCUUGAUGGUUCUCUUUUGAUUGUUCUUUCUUGGUACUAGAUGUCUCCAGAUAGGUAGAUCUCUCUUGAUGAUGGAAAGGAAAUAACAAUCUUGUUGGGAUGGAAAAAUAGUCUUCUCUGAAAGUUGAUGGAACCAACAAUGAAACCUUGUUGCAAUGUCAAUAUGAUCGAAAAAUACGUCUAGUACCCUUUGGUCCCUUUUCUGCGCAGGAACAAGCGCAGCUUUCGUUAGCGCGGAUGCAAGAGGAAAUUACCUCGUUGCAUGCCGUAAUUGAAGACGUCCGACGAGAGGCAGAGAGCGCGCGGAGAGACGUGCAGCAGCGUGAGCAAGGGAUAGAGGAGCUUCGCGCGAAGUUGCAGCAAGAAUGUGCUCAGGCGGUGGAGCAGACGCGCCAGGCAGAGCAGCAGCGUGCAGAGCAGACCUGGGGUGUAGAGGUGCAGCGGCUCCGCAAUCUUUUAACUGAGACAGAGCAAGAGAGUGCGCAAGCAGUCGAGCGGCACCGCACAGAACUUUAAGACUCAAUGCAACAAUUCAUUUCUACAAGAACGUUUCAUACUGAUCUUAUUAUGGUAGUGUGAUAAGCAGUGGUGUGAGAAAUAAUGCGACGGAGGGUUUUCAAUGUGCUUCGUCUUACAACUUGGCAUUCUUCUUUCAUCUUUGUUUCCUUCUAAGAAUUGGGAGAGCAUGCACGACGCAACAGCGAGGCAUUGGAGCAGCAGGGACAGCGCCAGGAGCAGCUGCGUGCGGAGCUGGAGGCUAGGCAGCAAGCACAAGCGAACGAAGCACAGCAACAGUUGCGUGAGGAGGCUUUGCGAUCGCUGGCAGAGCUAGAACAGCGCAAAAACGAGGGACUCGCCAUUCUGCAGAACGAGAGAGACGCGCUUGGGAACAGCUUAGCGGAAACGCGUUUCGCACUAGACGAAACGCAGAGACAACUCGCGUUGCGCUGCCCCCCAACUGCGGAAUCCGAAACCCAAGCCGAUGCGCCUCCGCAGUUUGGCGACGAAAGGGAAGAAAACUUCAAAGAAGAUUUCAUGUUGCUCGUUCGCACAGAUCCAGGCAGGUACUUCCUUCUUUUUGAGUAAUAACGUUUCUUGUAGUUGCAUCAAAAUCAAUUUCAUGCUUUGCUCUUCUUCUUGUUAGUUUAACAGUAUAAUUUAUGUACAAGAGACGCAUACACAAUGCAAUGUGGUGCAGUAUUUUUGUGAACAUCACUUGCUUCCUAGGAGUAAGAGUGCCGUCAUCACAAUAUUCUGACCAUAUCGAAGGUUGCUUCGUCAAUACCCCGACCUCGAGGAUGGGAAAAUGGGUGGCACCUAUGGCGUCGCGGUUCAUUAUUUGCUAAAGGAGAAGGAGACAUUUUUGUCCCAUUAUGAAAUAUUGGAUAUGCUCCACCAUUCGCUGUCUGCGCCCUCAACGUCUCGACAGCCGUCAUCGUCGGCAUCGUUUCUCGCUUCCCCGGAAAAGACGGUAGGGCAGACGCUAGCGCGGGAGCUGCAAGCCGUUGCUAUGGCCAGGGGGCCAGAGGAUGAUGGGGAAACUGGUAGUAACCUAGACAUUGAAUCACAACAGAGUUUUUUUUAUCGAAAGAGUUUUCUAUCGUCAAUACUUUCUUAGUAAUACUUUCUUAGUAAGAAGCCAUCAGAGCUAGGACAUAAUCACUCACAACGUAUUCCCCUUCAUGUUUAAUAAUGUCCAUUUAUGUUUUAUCAGAACCAAGCCUGUCGAUGGUAGAUCCGAUACAGGCAGCGGAGGCUGUUCCAGACCCGGAUGCGUUGUGGUCUGAGGUAAUUGAGUUUGCAAGUCUCUUAUUUUUUUUUUGUCUACAGAGGUCUACACCUGAUCAUUUGCGCUCACGACGUAGAAUACUUUGUUCACUAAGAACUCGUCAGGGAAAUCUUAGGCAUCUUGCCGAAUAGAUUCAAAUACAUCUAAAGCCGUGAGCUCGCUCCUGUUUAGCGCUUAGAAUUAGUUUUGGUUUAUAAUAUAGAUAAUUACAGCAUUUUGGCCAGCACUCAUCAUCUCGUUCUAAUAUGACCUUCGAUCACGAAAGGUGUUAUUUUUCCAAGAGCGCAGCAUUAAGAGUUUGUUGAGUCGUGUACGCGAUUUGGAGGUGGACAAGGGUCUCCUCGAGAGGCGUGCGAAUCUAGGAUCCGACUUCACGAAACUAGGAAAGUUGCACGAAUCAGAGCGAUAUGUGCGGGACUUGCUGAUUCAAAUUCGGCUAUUGCAAGAGCAGCUUUCACGAGCGGCGACGUCUUCUUCUAGUGUUGAAAACGGAGAAGGCCUUUCUUCGGUAAUAGACUUAAGGUCAUACGACCGUAGGUGCAUCCUCAACAGUAUCCCUGACCCUUUUCCUAUGGGAAAGUACGACCAGGGAUGCUCUGGAGAAUGCGAAGGCGGAAGUUCUAAUAGACCAUGACUCACAACAGCACAAUAUCGCAGCUCUUGGACUUUCAGGACUUGGAGGAGGCAGUGUGGUAUCUUCCGCGCCAGGAGGAGGCAACACGGCCUCAGGAGGCUCGCCAGAGGUGCAAUUGUUAGGAGGAGCAUCGAUGGUGCAAAGGAACAGUGGACACGGAUCAGUCGGUUCUUCCGUAGUUUCGAGUAGAGCAGGGAGUCGCUCUGCUGUACAGAAUCCUUCAGGGAGUCCAUUCGACAGUCCGCCAGUUCCAGGAAGUGGUGGCGCAAAAGGUGCGCCUAGCGCAGGAGAAAUUCGCUUAACAACUAAAGUUAAGACUUCCCCCUUUUCAUCUUCUGAAGCAUCCUGAAGCUGCCCUAUUAUGGGGGGAAAGAAGCAUCAGAAUACAUCGCAGGAUGUUGGAUAUUAAGGGUGAGCUCUAAUAAAGCAGCGAGUAAUGUCCUCUGGCGUGCGAGAAUGAACCGCGUGUUGGCCGAGAACAACCAGCUGGUCCGUCGCGUGUCCGAACUAGAAGUCACUCGAGAAAAGUUAGAGUUACAGACGCACGCGCUGCAGCAAGAAACGAAGCAGACACAAGCAGCUUUGUCGCUGAAAUUGCGAGGAAAUCAUGUCCAUGGUGCGGCUGGCGGCGCGACUGGUUCAUCUAUUGCAGUAAACACGAGUUCGCUGAUGCACGCGGGUGCGGCAAGUGCCAACGCUAUCUCAAGCAUACCAAAUCAUCUUCAACAGCAUCAAGGAACAGACCACUCAGCGUCAACAUCCUCUUUUUUGGCGCCUUCUGGUGGAGGUGGCAUUUCUUCCGGGAAUUAUCCUGCGGGUCUGGGCUCGUCAGCGUCCGCCUCUUCCUUCUACCCACCCGCAGGAGGAAGUGGCCAAAGUACAAACGACAACUAUAUGUUUUGCUUGUUGUAGUUUUCGGACAAAGCAUUUUCGAUAUCUUCUUUGAUUCUAUUUUUCUGGACAAAUUUACUACAACGGGUUAUAUUUCUUUUGUUCUCGUCGACACUGAUCUAGUCCCUUCAUCAGAAUCGAAAGUCAGUCCGACUACCUCUAAUUGUAGAUCAGCUCGUCACCUACAUUAUUACACUCAAUUCGUCAGGACCAGAUGGAAAAAAAGUGUACAGUUUCUCAACGAAUGCCGCUAUCCGUUUUCCGAAUUAUCGGCCGACUCCGCGACACGGAUCAAGUACUUUUAGUAACUAUUUCAUUUAUUCUAAUUGUUAGCACGACCAUUUAUUAGAAACACGCCUAAGAAUACAUGGUAGUGAGUGAUGAAAACUAAUACUUGGUGGCUCAGGUAAAGGUAUUCUGUUUCAUAUGAACCCUAAAUAACAGGUGUGACGCCUCCUCCAGUAGGGCAGACAACGAGCAUCGAAGAGAGGUUCGAUCCUGGAAGUAUCCAUCGAGGCCCUACGUCGUUUGCUCCGCAGGGACCAACGAGAAAAGAGCAACCAAAAAUGCGCAAGCGACCGGGUGGCCCACUCUAUCAGACGGUUGGUCGAUAACGAUUAUAAUGUUAAUGAUCGUAGGGUGAUCGAUGUUCUUCCGGUGCUACUGCAAAACUUCUGGCAAGAUCCGCGCCGAUGCAGAUCGAAGUUCAUUUUUUCCAUCAGCAUGUUUUAGCAGCAUUAUGUCAUUCCAGGAACAAUGGUUCUUGGCUUUUUUCCGCUUAAAUUUAUGAAAAAUGAAACGCAAAAUAACGCAGCAUGCUCCCUUUCCCGGUGUAUUCGUAUUCUAGAGCUUUUUUAGUAGACACGAUAAAGUAGAAUCAGGGUUUGCCAAUUUUUUUGGUGAAAGAUUGGCGGGUGUUUGAAAUGACAAUCUAACGCGACGAUAGGUUUCGCAGCGCGCGCUCCUUGACAACUAGAUUAACGCUAAUACGCAUGAUGUGCAUUAUGUUUACUUUUAAGAAUCAUGAUGUAAGGCUGGGCAUGCUUACAUCAUCAACUUCAAUCAAUCUUGCUCUUGUCAUGGGACAAAGGACGUCGGGCUUUGACAGACAAUGUGUUACUCCCAACGCCAGGAACUUGUCCCACUACGCUGUGGUUGGUAGUGUAAUGACGAUGGGGGUGAACUUUGUUAAUGAAUAGAUUCUGGGCUCACGAUUCGCACUCGCUGUUUAACGCUACGGAAAUCGGCACUAUGAGGAUACCCACUACGCGCUCCCCUAAACAUGCGCUAGACGCUUUCCUAUUUGUUUCACCUGAACGCAAAUGACAACGCAACUCCUGAAGAUGAUUUUUCGGUGUGUGUCGUGCGAGCUGAUGAAAUUUAUUCCCCUAAAAAUUCAGUCUAUCCUGAAGGGAUAAAGUUGCGCUUUGUCGCCAGCUUUCUGGGCCUCCUCUGGCAUUGAUCAAAUGCACUGUUUGCG